Messenger RNA from Aspergillus oryzae RIB40, 624 nucleotides. RefSeq lists its product as uncharacterized. Lineage: Eukaryota; Fungi; Ascomycota; Eurotiomycetes; Eurotiales; Aspergillaceae. The transcript has a single exon. The coding region runs from base 1 to 624 and encodes 207 amino acids. The record is from RefSeq and is a predicted model, not a curated record.
AUGUCGACAGACUUCUACACCGAGGCAGAACACCAUCUCAACCUUGCAGUACGCGAGGUCAGCACACUCGUCACGCAAAUUCAACCCAAUAAUUCAGCCUCUCUGUACGUGUCUACCAUCUUCAUCUUCCUCUCCUCACUAGUCAAAGGCCCCCAAACAGGUGAGUACAUGGCCUUUCGGGACGACGGGAAUCCAGGCCACCUCAGCCUGUUUCUCGGCGUCCCAUCGAUCUUGGAACUAUGCCAAACCGACAUCCACCCCAGUGUGUUCGCGAUCCACGGCGGCGAGGAAGAACAACAACACCCAAGUCCAGAAACCCCACUGAACACCAACACCCAACACAACCCAGAAACUCCCACCCAUUACGAGGAUCACCUCGCCGCGUUUCGUGAGCUACUCUCCACUCUCAUCCCCACCUCCGACCCCCGCGCAUCCAGUUACCAGCAAUCCCUGAACCAGCUUCAUUUCAGCCUCCACGCCGUCCUGGGUCCUCUGGGGCUGGGAUGUCGCCUUUCCCGCUGGUCUUUGCUUGGCUGUAUCGACUUCCGGAUGAGAUUGUCUAUGAUCUGCAACGAAGAGAGCCACCUGCUCUUAUCCUCUUUGCCUUCUUUACCUUGCUGCUGA